Messenger RNA from Trichophyton rubrum CBS 118892, 351 nucleotides. RefSeq lists its product as uncharacterized. The record is from RefSeq and is a predicted model, not a curated record. Lineage: Eukaryota; Fungi; Ascomycota; Eurotiomycetes; Onygenales; Arthrodermataceae. The transcript has a single exon. The coding region runs from base 1 to 351 and encodes 116 amino acids.
AUGAAUAUUGCGCCCAGGAUACUCUCGAUAAUAUCCGAAAAGAAUUUGGGUGCAUUGAGCGUCGAAAGUAACGUCCAGGGGUAUCUAGCACCUGACCGCAACGCAUUUUCUAUCUGGCCUCGUAACUCCUCAAACGUGCGGGCCAUGGCCUGCUGGGUCUCAACGAUAUCCGUACUCGAAUGCGACAUAUACUGCCACAGGGACACUUGGCGGGUAGACGAGGUGACUUCUACCUCCCCGGUUGGAGACACGCAGACAUCUUCCCGCGUUUCGUCCGUGGAUGUGUUCAUGCAUAGGAAAGCAAGGAAGUCGGCGUUGACCAAUGCAGUGCGUAUCAGGUGCAUAUCUUGA